This is a messenger RNA of Eutrema salsugineum, 2825 nucleotides long. RefSeq names its product zinc finger CCCH domain-containing protein 56. Gene Ontology annotation, molecular function: metal ion binding; protein binding. Bases 331 to 2454 code for a protein of 707 amino acids. The record is from RefSeq and is a predicted model, not a curated record. NCBI's taxonomy places the organism in Eukaryota, Viridiplantae, Streptophyta, Magnoliopsida, Brassicales, Brassicaceae. The transcript is spliced from 2 exons.
CCUCUUCCGGUCACACCAGUUACCUCUCAUCCGUUUUCGUUUUUCUUCCUAACACCCAAAAAAAAAAAAAAACGCUCUCUCGCUCGCUCAGCUGAAGGUGAUCGAUCUUCAUCUCCGUCUUAGAUUUGUGCAUCUUUGUCUAUUGCAUUUUACCAUUCUGGAUCUGGAAAUGUUGUUCUCUCUUCUGGGCAUUACCGUCUAGAUUCAGCUGGUUUGUGUUCCGGAUCGCACGAUUCGGCUUCUGAUCUUCCCACAAGGCAUACGUUAUUGGUUGAUUCACUCCCAUCUUUUGGUUGAUCAAUUCAGAUCUUUUUCCGGUGCCGAUAAAGCAUGUGUGGUCUCUCUAAGAAGUUGGAUACGGAUAAUAACACUCUUUCAUCGCUGUCAGACCAAGAGUGUGAUUCUGUGGCCAAACCCAUGAACGAUGCUGAGUGGGAACAUUCAUUCUCUGCCUUGCUUGAGUUCGCUGCAGACAACAAUGUGGAGGGCUUUAAACGUCAACUCUCUGUUGUGCCCUGUAUCAACCAGGAGGGUCUCUGGUACAGACGCCAGAGGUUUGUUAGAAAAAUGGUUCUUGAACAAAGAACCCCUCUGAUGGUUGCUUCGAUAUAUGGAAGCUUAGACGUUGUGAAGCUUAUUCUUUCUUUCCCGGAAGCGGAGUUGAAUCUGUCUUGCGGUCCAGAUAAAAGCACUGCUCUUCAUUGCGCUGCCUCUGGUGCUUCUGUGAAUUCCUUGGAUGUUGUCAAGCAGCUUCUGAGUGCAGGAGCAGAUCCUAAUAUCCCUGAUGCUCAUGGGAAUCGUCCUGUUGAUGUUCUCGUUGUGUCUCCACACGCUCCCGGUUUAAGAACCAUCCUUGAAGAGAUCUUGAAGAAAGAUGAGAUUAUUUCUGAAGAUCUGCAUGCCUCGUCAUCUAGCCUAGGAUCAAGCUUCCGGUCUCUCUCGUCAUCACCAGAUAAUGGCUCCUCCUUACUCUCUUUAGAUUCAGUAUCCUCUCCGACUAAGGUGAACGGGAUGGAUGGAACAUUUGCAUCAGAGAAGAAGGAGUACCCAAUUGACCCAUCAUUGCCCGACAUCAAAAGUGGGAUUUAUUCGACCGAUGAGUUCCGUAUGUUCGCGUUUAAGAUCCGUCCAUGUUCUCGAGCUUAUUCUCAUGACUGGACUGAAUGUCCAUUCGCACACCCAGGUGAGAAUGCCAGGAGAAGGGACCCGAGGAAGUUUCACUAUACAUGUGUCCCAUGCCCGGAUUUUAAGAAGGGUUCCUGUAAGCAAGGCGAUAUGUGUGAAUAUGCUCAUGGGGUGUUUGAAUGCUGGCUACACCCUGCUCAGUACAGAACACGAUUGUGCAAGGAUGGGAUGAGUUGCAACCGAAGGGUUUGCUUCUUUGCUCACGCAAAUGAGGAGUUGCGUCCCUUGUACGCUUCCACAGGCUCUGGCUUGCCAUCUCCUAGGGCUUCUUCUGCUGUUUCCACCUCUACCAUGGACAUGGCUUCAGUUUUGAACAUGUUACCAGGCUCACCAUCUGCUGCUCAACAUUCGUUCACCCCUCCAAUCUCUCCUUCUGGAAAUGGUGUUAUGCCGCAUUCAUCCAUGGGUUGGCCUCAACAGAACAUACCUGCGUUGCAUCUUCCUGGAAGCAAUAUCCAGUUGAGUCGCCUGAGAUCUUCUCUAAACGCUAGAGAUAUUCCUUCUGAGCAGCUUAGCAUGCUGCAAGAGUUUGAGAUGCAGCGUCAGCUCGUUGGCGAUAUGUCUAGUCCACGUUUUAUGAAUCAUUCCGCUCGUCCCAAGACCCUGACCCCUUCGAAUCUGGAAGAGAUUUUCUCAUCCGAGGUUUCAUCCCCUCGCUUCUCUGAUCAACUUGCUGUCUCAUCUGUUCUAUCGCCGUCCCACAAAUCCGCGCUUCUUAAUCAGCUUCAGAAUAACAAGCAGAGCAUGCUCUCUCCUAUUAAGACAAAUCUAAUGUCUUCUCCAAAGAAUGUGGAGCAACAUUCUCUGCUGCAACAAGGCUCGUCACCCCGAGCCAUGGAGCCUAUCUCCCCAAUGAACUCGCGGAUGAAACAACAGCUGCAUUCACGUAGCCUUAGCUCCCGUGAUUUUGGAUCCAGCAUGCCCCGUGAUUUAAUGCCGACUGAUUCUGGCUCGCCACUAAGUCCUUGGUCAAGUUGGGACCAGAACCAUGGAAACAAAGUGGAUUGGUCGGUACAGUCGGAUGAGCUAGGUCGGUUAAGAAAAUCUCAUUCCUUGGCUAAUAACAACUCGAACAGGGACGCAGAUGUUUCAUGGGUUCAGCAGCUGGUAAAAGACUCUGCAUCACCGAGGAACAACAGCAACCGAGUCAUGAACAUGAAUGGUGCGAGGCCAUUGGUUCAAGGUGGUUCGAGUGUGAACCCUCACAGUGACGGUCGUGAGGGCGACAUUCUUGAUGCGUGGCUCGAGCAGCUGCAGCUGGAUCGCUAACUCAGGGAAAGAGAGAGGUUCACGUUUCUGCAAGCGAAGCUGUGAAACUGUGAUGAUUUGUUUAUUUAUUAUUCAAGAAAGCACAACGGGAAGCCAAAUUCCGGGUAAGCGCUUUUUCGAUUCUAAUAACCCUAAAAGGCUCAGUUUUUUCAGACUCCUUUCUGAAAUUUCAUUUACUUUGUAUUUGUUUACAUCAUUAAAUUGAUUAUUGUCUCUCUGUUGUAGCAAAGGCCAAGUGUUCCCCUUUUGCCUCUUAUUAUUUCCCGUAUUUUUUUUUGGUAUUCUCGUCUGUCAAUUGUUUCUAAUCUCUCUCUCAUUCAUAUUUGUCAAACAACAUUGUAUGAGAAAUAAUAACAUACUGUUUUAGCUAA